AACCGUUUUAGAACAUCAAAUGUCACGUUAUGCUGGUAGCUGUCAAAUUUAUAUUUUUUAUUGCAUUUAUUGCAGUUUCAUAUUGCAAACUCUCAACGGAUUUCGGCUCUCAAAAACAUUCCAUGUAGAAAGCUUGACGUGAAUCGAAGCAGACAUUUUGUCACAGAAGCGUCUUCGUGAAAAGGGCUGAAGCAAGUAGAAUUCGUAGCGUUUUGAAUCUUGUUAAAAGUGUUUCCAUCAUGUUUUCUUUACGCGGUGCACACAUUUAUGUUUUCCCGAAUGGAAAUAAUGAAAAAAGGAUGAAAAUAGAGGUAAAUUCCAAUCGAGUUACAAUUGGCGCACAUCCCCUGAACAACAUUCGUUUGCAUACGCUAAACGCUGAGCGGCUCCAUUGCAAAAUAUUUGCCGAUUCGUCUAAUUCGGUAACUAUUGAAAAUUAUUCACAAAAAAAUCCGAUUUUUGUGAAUGGCGUCUGUGUUGAGCGCAGAGCAAAAUUACACGACAAUGAUAGAUUCGAAGUGGCCGGAUCGGCAUUUCUGUGGAAUUUCGAUCCUUCGCACAUCAGAGUGGUUUCCAAGCCGAAAAAGCGCCCGAAUCUGCACAGUCGCAGGAAAACGAUCACAUUGAAGCGUAUACGAAGCACCGGAGACAUUACAAAGCAAAGCAUGAUCAAAGUACCGCGAGCUGUUGGUUUAAUGCUGGAUGAAUAUCGGAAACGUCGAACAAUACACAGCACAAUGUCUGCGCAGUCCCUAAAUAAUAUUGGCAGAAAUGUAAAAAAUUGUGAAGAAAUUGAUCUUACCAACCAAACAAACGCACACGCUGAGUCCAGUACGCAAGCAGCAUUAGAUAUUACUUCAUCAGAUUUAAGUUCCUGCAUAACACCAGUAAUUGAAAAGGAAAACAUUCUACAUAGCCACAUUAAAGAACAAAAAACAAAGCUUACUGCGCAAAUAUCUGCAACAAAGAGACGACACUUAGCCUGCCAUACGCCUGUUUCUAAUCUAAUCGAUUUAACAACACCACCUGCUAAGUCCCGCAUAACACCCGUGGUGCGUAAACCAAUUUCUGCUAAGGCGGUCCAAUCUCCUCGUCUUCUGGAUGUUAUAAACAUCGUAACACCAAGCCCGAACAAAAAAGGACGUAGCACACCAAAUUCGUUGAGGGCAGCAGUUGCAACACCCAAGAGAACACUAUUAAAGUCGGCUAUUAAAAAUUCGCGAGCAAAUGAAUCCGUCGGAGCUAAUAAUACACCAAUACCUUCACAAUCCACGAAGAAAACGCCGAAUGUGAAAUUGAAUACAUUGCGUACCAAUACUCCAAAGGUUACGCCGGCUUCGAGCAAAAGUUCUUCGAUUAAAAUCAGAAAACAUCUCAUAUCCACUCUAAAUGAGAAGAAAGGGGACGUCUUGUUAAAACCGGAUUCUCCAAUCGCUAUCAUAAAUACAGGAAGGUUCAGCAAACAUUCCACACCAACAGUCGGAAAGGGCGACAGAACUCCAAAGAGAGGGAACUUAUGUGUUACUCCGAAGGCCCAGCGUGUCGUACAGAAUGUCAUUGAUGACCAUAACAAUGAAGUAACGAAUGCGACUAUCGAAAAGAGCGCCGGAGAAAGCUGUGCCAGUGUAUUGCCAAUCAUUGAUGUACAAUCAAUUAUAAGGAAACCUAAUCGCACUACACAAAUACGGUCGGCUAGGUAUUCAGACAUAACUCCUCACGAAUCGUUUGCGGACGGAUUAUUGCCACUUGCUACGCCUGCCGAAGAGAAAGAGUUUUUAUUAGAAACCGAGAGCACACCAUUGCCAGCUUACAUGUUCCAGGAUGAGUUGAAAUCUAUUAACAAUAUGCACACAAAUUUUAAUCCUAAUCGCAAUUCCUGUUCAUCGAUUGUCGCAACAGUUUCCACCGAAUCAUCUAACAUACGUAAAACAAUGAGUGAUUUUAGUAGCAGCUUAUCAGGAAGUCCUUUACGUCGUUUUAGUCACAAGCUAAUGCAAACCAAUAUUCAACCUGACAACGAUUGGAAAAAAGACGAAAAUACAAAUGAAUUCGAAUCCGAUAUUGAUACCCUAGCAAAAGAUGCCGAUGAACAUGGCAUGCUGGCGAGUAAUGAUUUGGAACCACCCGUACAAAAAGAUAUGGUCAGUACACCUGAGCUAAGACAUUCAUGGCGACAUACUAGAAAAUGUAUAGGCAGCGCUUUUACAUCUUUAAAUACAUCACGACCGCAGCUAGAUUUAACCGCUGAAAUAGACGAAAGUCUAGUGGUUAUUGAAGAUGAAGAACCAGCACCAGAACAAAAAGAACUUUAUAACAUGGAGUGUUCUGAAGCAUUCUCCACGACGAAUGAACAAUAUGAUUUACAAUGUCCGACCGUAAAAAAUCGUGCAACAGUGCACAUGGAAAACGUACCAAAUGUAUCCACUGGUCCAACCUUUGAAUCAACACCAGAUAUUCUCUGUAGCAGUGCUCUUGAGGAGCGGUCGGCUGAACCUAGCGCAUGUAAUACUGUGGAAAGCACAGAAUUUCCGGUAGAACAUGUCAUUGAAGAUGCACUAGAGGCAGAGGAUCAUUCCGCAGAGGAAUUGCUGCAUGUUGAUUCUAGCGAGGUGCAAUCUUCAAACAUCCUUGAGAAAGGAGAAGAAAUGAUGGAGCUGAUGGAGGUCAUGUCUGAAGCUGCUACUGAACAAGUUUUAGAUUCAACAUCAGACAUAUUUUCUGCGAGUGCUCUUGAGGAGCGGUCGGCUGAACCUAGCGCAUGUAGUACAGUGGAAAGCACAGAAUUACCGGUAGAACAUGUCAUUGAAGACGCACCAGAGGCAGAGGAUCAUUCCGCAGAGGAAUUGCUGCAUGUUGAUUCUAGCGAGGUGCAAACUUCAAACAUCCUUGAAAAAGGAAAAGAAAUGAUGGAGCCGAUGGAGGUCAUGUCUGAAGCUGCUACUGAAGAAGUUUUAGAUUCAGCAUCAGACGUACUUUCUGCAAGUGCUCUUGAGGAGCGGUCGGCUGAACCUAGCGCAUGUAGUACAGUGGAAAGCACAGAAUUACCGGUAAAACAUGUCAUUGAAGAUGCACCAGAGGCAGAGGAUCAUUCCGCAGAGGAAUUGCUGCAUGUUGAUUCUAGCGAGGUGCAAACUUCAAACAUCCUUGAAAAAGGAAAAGAAAUGAUGGAGCCGAUGGAGGUCAUGUCUGAAGCUGCUACUGAAGAAGUUUUAGAUUCAGCAUCAGACGUACUUUCUGCGAGUGCUCUUGAGGAGCGGUCGGCUGAACCUAGCGCAUGUAGUACAGUGGAAAGCACAGAAUUUCCGGUAGAACAUGUCAUUGAAGACGCACCAGAGGCAGAGGAUCAUUCCGCAGAGGAAUUGCUGCAUGUUGAUUCUAGCGAGGUGCAAACUUCAAACAUUCUUGAGAAAGGAAAAGAAAUGAUGGAGCCGAUGGAGGUCAUGUCUGAAGCUGUUACUGAAGAAGUUUUAGAUUCAGCAUCAGACGUACUUUCUGCGAGUGCUCUUGAGGAGCGGUCGGCUGAACCUAGCGCAUGUAGUACAGUGGAAAGCACAGAAUUUCCGGUAGAACAUGUCAUUGAAGACGCACCAGAGGCAGAGGAUCAUUCCGCAGAGGAAUUGCUGCAUGUUGAUUCUAGCGAGGUGCAAUCUUCAAACAUCCUUGAGAAAGGAAAAGAAAUGAUGGAGCCGAUGGAGGUCAUGACUGAAGCUGCUACUGAAGAAGUUUUAGAUUCAACAUCAGACGUACUUUCUGUGAGUGCUCUUGAAGAGGGGUCGGCUGAACCUAGUGCAUGUAGUACAGUGGAAAGCACAGAAUUUCCGGUAGAACAUGUCAUUGAAGACGCACCAGAGGCAGAGGAUCAUUCCGCAGAGGAAUUGCUGCAUGUUGAUUCUAGCGAGGUGCAAACUUCAAACAUCCUUGAAAAAGGAAAAGAAAUGAUGGAGCCGAUGGAGGUCAUGUGUGAAGCUGCUACUGAACAAGUUUUAGAUUCAGCAUCAGACGUACUUUCUGUGAGUGCUCUUGAAGAGGGGUCGGCUGAACCUAGUGCAUGUAGUACAGUGGAAAGCACAGAAUUUCCGGUAGAACAUGUCAUUGAAGACGCACCAGAGGCAGAGGAUCAUUCCGCAGAGGAAUUGCUGCAUGUUGAUUCUAGCGAGGUGCAAUCUUCAAACAUCCUUGAGAAAGGAAAAGAAAUGAUGGAGCCGAUGGAGGUCAUGUCUGAAGCUGCUACUGAAGAAGUUUUAGAUUCAGCAUCAGACGUACUUUCUGCGAGUGCUCUUGAGGAGCGGUCGGCUGAACCUAGCACAUGUAAUACAGUGGAAAGCACAGAAUUUCCGGUAGAACAUGUCAUUGAAGAUGCACCAGAGGCAGAGGAUCAUUCCGCAGAGGAAUUGCUGCAUGUUGAUUCUAGCGAGGUGCAAUCUUCAAACAUCCUUGAGAAAGGAAAAGAAAUGAUGGAGCCGAUGGAGGUCAUGACUGAAGCUGCUACUGAAGAAGUUUUAGAUUCAACAUCAGACGUACUUUCUGCGAGUGCUCUUGAGGAGCGGUCGGCUGAACCUAGCGCAUGUAAUACAGUGGAAAGCACAGAAUUUCCGGUAGAACAUGUCAUUGAAGAUGCGCCAGAGGCAGAGGAUCAUUCCGCAGAGGAAUUGCUGCAUGUUGAUUCUAGCGAGGUGCAAACUUCAAACAUCCUUGAAAAAGGAAAAGAAAUGAUGGAGCCGAUGGAGAUUAUGUCUGAAGCUGCUACUGAACAAGUUUUGGAUUCAACAUCGGACAUACUUUCUGCGAGUGCUCUUGAGGAGCGGUCGGCUGAACCUAGCGCAUGUAAUACAGUGGAAAGCACAGAAUUUCCGGUAGAACAUGUCAUUGAAGAUGCGCCAGAGGCAGAGGAUCAUUUCGCAGAGGAAUUGCUGCAUGUUGAUUCUAGCGAGGUGCAAACUUCAAACAUCCUUGAGAAAGGAAAAGAAAUGAUGGAGCCGAUGGAGGUCAUGUGUGAAGCUGCUACUGAACAAGUUCUGGAUUCAGCAUCAGACAUAAUUUCUGCAAGUACUCUUGAAAAAUCAGGACAGUAUCCGUUUUGCCAUGACAAGGACGAAAAUUUACACGAAAAUGUCGGAAGAACAGGAAUGACAGAGUCUACGCCAAAAAUUUCCCAACGGCGUCUGUAUACAAAAAAGAAUUAUUCAAGUGUAACUCCCGACAAUAAGAUGAACAAAGAAACACCGCUCUUUAUCAGUGACUUCGAUUAUUUGGGAAUGUCAGAAACUCCCAAAUCGAAAGCCAAAAAAACGAAUAUCAAAACAGUUGAUUGCUCCAGUAUUGAAACACGUAAACAGCUUCCUAAAAGAGUAUGUCGUGGAAAAAUUCACAAUCUCUCGGAAGAUUUUUUGGCGGGCGACUCUCCUGCGCCAAAGUUUGUGAAAUCAAAAGUGCUCACAGAAGAUGACCAACACGAAUCCAAUACGGUCACGGUCACUGAUGGAUCCUCGUUUACGGAUCAACAUUUUCCGAAGCAACAAUCAAAGGCAUCAGCAACAAGAAGCGGGCGGUCGCGAAAAAAUGUUCUCGUACCUGUAACUUCAAACUCGUCCGGAACAAUGGAAGUAACUGAUACAGAACCAGACAAAAUUUUAAUAGAAAAUAACACACCAGUCCGAAGGGGACGGACUCGAAAACAGGUUCUUGUAUCAAAUGAAGAUUCGAAUAAAGAAAUGGACGAAUCAAUCAAAGUUAAUGAAAAUUACCCAUCGGUACAAACGCGAAAAACAGCUCUUGAAGGAGAAUCCGUUUCUCAUUUAGGACCAAUCGACCAAGCCACAGGAAAAUAUGUCGAAGAAAAAAACACAUCAGUACGAAGGGGAAGGCCUCGCAAACAGGUUCUUGUAGCAAACGACAUGUCAACUAAAAGCAAAGACAAUUCAGUUCUACAUUCAGAGCAAAUUGAGCCUUUAGAGACGGAAAACAACAUUAACGAAAAUGAGACACCGGUACGAGCGGGUCGAACGCGGAAAAAGGUCCUAGUGGCAGAAAUUGCAAAGGUGUCCAAAGCAGUUGAAGUCAUUGAUACCGAGCAGGUAUUGCACCAAAAUGUAGGGACAAAAGUUGACAAAACAGAUACAAAAUCGGAACAAACUGAGGUUGUAGUAACAGAAAAUCAACGAAAGGUACCGGCAGAUAAACCCGCAGCAGUUAGAAGGGCCCGUCCGAGAAAGAAUGCUCCUAAAACCGAAUCUUCAAUUUUAAUCCACCCUGACGUUACUAUCGCUAAAAAUGUAACACCUGACGAGCCACAUCCAACGGAAGACAAAUUAGAUGAAAAAACGGGACCAGUUGGACAUCCUUCAACCGAUCAAAACUUAGAAGAAAAGGAUGCACCACCAGCAGUAAGAAGGGGUCGGGCGCACAAGAAAGUUCCUGAAGUGGACGUAACAACUGUAGUUCAGCCUGUGAAAAAGGGUCGUGGUAAAAAAGUAAUAGAAACGGUAGAGGAACCUAUCGCUAUCACUGAAAAUGUAACGCCUGAUGAGCGACAUCCAACGGAAGACAAAUUAGAUGAAAAAACGGGACCAGUUGGGCAUCCUUCAACCGAUAAAAAUUUACAGGAAAAGGAUGCACCACCAGCAGUAAGAAGGGGUCGGGCGCAAAAGAAAGUUCCUGAAGUGGACGUAUCAACUGUAGUUCAGCCUGUGAAAAAGGGUCGUGGUAAAAGAGUAACAGAAACGGUAGAGGAACCUAUCCCUAUCACUGAAAAUGUAACGCCUGAUGAGCGACGUCCAACGGAAGACAAAUUAGAUGAUAAAACGGGAACAGUUGGACAUCUUUCAAUCGAUAAAAACUUAGAGGAAAAGGAUGCACCACCAGCAGUAAGAAGGGGUCGGGCGCACAAGAAAGUUCCUGAGGUGGACGUAUCAACUGUAGUUCAGCCUGUGAAAAAGGGUCGUGGUAAAAAAAUAACAGAAAUGGUAGAGGAAUCCAUCGCUAUCACUGAAAAUGUAACGCCUGAUGAGCGACAUCCAACGGAAGACAAAUUAGAUGAAAAAACGGGAUCAGUUGGGCAUCCUUCAGCCGAAAAAAAUUUAGAGGAAGAGGAUGCACCACCAGCCGUAAGAAGGGGUCGAGCGCACAAGAAAGUUCCUGAAGUGGACGUAACAACCGUAGUUCAGCCUGUGAAAAAGGGUCGUGGUAAAAAAGUAACAGAAACGGUAGAGGAACCUAUCGCUAUCACUGAAAAUGUAACGCCUGAUGAGCGACAUCCAACGGAAGACAAAUUAGAUGAUAAAACGGGACCAGUGGGGCAUCCUUCAUCCGAUAAAAACUUAGAGGAAAAGCAUGCACCACCAGCAGUAAGAAGGGGUCGGGCGCACAAGAAAGUUUCUGAAGUGGACGUAUCAACUGUAGUUCAGCCUGUGAAAAAGGGUCGUGGUAAAAAAGUAACAGAAAUGGCAGAGGAAAAAGAACAAGAUAUUGUAACGCCUCGCAAAACAGGAAGAAAGCGUAAGAUUAACAUGCAGAUUGAUCCACAGGAAUCUGAGGAGAAUCAGAAAAUUGAGGAUACAAAUGAAAUUCAGCCUGAAUCGAAUCGUUCCGGAGGAGUAGCGCAGGAAGAAGAUAGCGAAAAAACAACUGAGUACCCAAAUGAAAAGAAAACUAAAAAAUCUGCUGCCCCCCAAGCAAAAUCGAAAUCGAGAAAAACAGUUAAGAAAGGUGAUGAAAGUGUAUCUGCCAAUACGAGCGCAGUAAAGAAUGAAGCUGAAAGUAUUGAUACAAACGUACCGAGAAGAACACGUGCGAAACGAAAUUGAGCACAGCAAGCUAUUUUCUCGUUUGAUAUUUUUUUUAAAUUUUAGUUUAUAUUUUAUGUAUUGAAGUUUGACUAACUAACGUGUUAUUUCGUUUGACCAUAAUGUAUAAAAACUAUUUAAAUAAAUAUUUUUAAUUCGAAACUUCACUGUGUUACCUCAACUAGUAAAUUUAAACAAUCGUUCUAGAAACAAUCAAAACUUGCAUAUGUGUAAUAUCGAAAUCUAUGCUCCGCAAUAUUACAACAGAGGGUUCACUAUCCAGCUACGUCAGAAUCAGAAUAGUACAGUUACUUCCCGACUUACGUGGAUAAUGGGGACCGGAAAAAUCCGCGUAUCUCGAAUAUCCGCGUAACUCGAAUACUGCCUGACAUAUAGUUUAUACUUCGUAUCCAGGGGUCGAGUUCUUGUGUCCAUGUUAUAAAAAAUUCAAAUAUUAAAUUCAUCCAUUGAUUUGGAUACAAUGAGUAUUUUUCAAGCAUUAUUGCAUUAAACG
Molecule: messenger RNA, 8295 nt
Organism: Anopheles funestus (African malaria mosquito)
Lineage: Eukaryota; Metazoa; Arthropoda; Insecta; Diptera; Culicidae
Product: mucin-4-like
Exons: 25
Coding region: 240-7802 (2520 amino acids)
Molecular function (GO): protein binding
Source: RefSeq, a predicted model, not a curated record